AAAGAGAACCAAAUUAACGACGUAUGAUAAAGAUGCAUUUCUUUUGUUUCCAAUUCCAUGUACUGGCCAUGCAGAAUGAAAUGAAAUGAUGAUAUAAAACGGAAAGAAACCAACGAUUUUCAUUCCCAUCAUUUUAUUUUAUUACUGCCUUGAUUGAAGAAGUUGGAGGCCGUUGAAAAACCUCCGACUUUUUCCGCAUGUCUUCCCAUUAAUUCAUCAAUACCUAAUUUCAAAUUUCGUCUUCACUCCUAUUUCAAUUCAAUUCGAUUCAUUUGUUUUUAUUCCUUCCUCUCCGACUCCGAUCCUUUUUGUUGAAUCUUCGAAUCCAAAACCAUUCAAUUUAUCAUUCUUUUUCUUUCCCCUAACUCUGUCUGCUAAUUCCAUCAUCGUUGUCUGUUGAUUUGUUAUGCCAAGGAAUUAAUUUUGUAACAAGGAGGUGAAGGGUAGGAAAAAAUGGGUGCAACGUCCAAUAGGAUGAUGCCAAUUUGCGAUAGCCUCUGCAUCUGUUGCCCGGCUAUGCGGCCCAGAUCGCGGCACCCCGUGAAGCGGUACAAGAAGCUGUUGGCAGAUAUAUUUCCUAAAAAUAUGAUCACGUUGUUCUUUAUCAAUGAUGAAAUUGAUGUAAGGCUUGUCUUUUACUACAAAUAUUACUUCAAGAGUGCAUUGGAUGAAGAACCUAACGAAAGAAUGAUCGGUAAACUUUGUGAAUAUGCAUCAAAAAAUCCUCUACGUGUACCCAAGAUUACAAGUGUACUUGAAGAAAGGUGUUACCGGGAACUCAGAAGUGCGAAUAUUAAGUGUGUAAAAGUUGUCAUGUGUAUAUACAGGAAGUUGAUCAUAUCUUGCCAACAGCAAAUGCCAUUAUUUGCGGGAAGUUUUCUUAGUAUUAUACACAUUUUGCUGGAGCAGACAAGACAUGAUGAUAUGCGUAUUGUUGGUUGUCAAGCUCUCUUUGACUUCAUAAAUAACCAGAGGGAUAGUACCUAUACGUUUAACUUGGAAGGUUUGGUUCCGAAGCUGUGUCUGAUAGCUCAAGAGAUUGGGGAUGAUGAAAGGGCACUGCGUCUACGUUGUGCUGGGCUUCAAGCACUCUCUUCAACCAUUUGGUUCAUGGGUGAAUUCUGUCACAUCUCAACUGACUUUGGAAAUCUUGUCGCUGCUAUACUGGAAAAUUGUCAAGACCCUAAUAAGGAUAUCAGUUAUCCAACUAGCAGUAAUCAGGUCACCGAGAAAAAUUGUGAUCAAAUACAGCAUGCUGAAAACCAAAUUCCUUUAUCCUCGGAUAUCACGAACAGGGCAAUUUCGUGGAGGAAGGUUGUCUAUGAGAGAGACUAUUAUACCACAACGGAUACUGGAAGACCUGAAUUCUGGUCAAAAGUUUGCUUGCAUAACAUGGCAAAGUUGUCUCGAGAGGCUACAACUGUGCGGCGAGUUCUUGAUGCUCUGUUCUGUUACUUUGACAAGGGGAAUCUGUGGUCUUCUGAUAAGAGUCUUGCCCUUCCAGUGCUUCUGGACAUGCAAUCUAUAGUGGAAAAUUCAGGGCAUAAUACUCACUUCUUGCUAUCUUCUGUAAUCAAGCAUCUUGAUCAUAAGAAUGUACUGAGGAACCCGAAUAUGCAGAUAGAUAUUGUUCAAGUUGCAAUCUCCCUGACUCGAUUAACAAAGGCCCAGCCAUCUGUGACAAUAAUUGGUGCAUUCAGUGAUAUGAUGAGACAUCUGCGGAAGAGCAUACAUUGCUCUCUGAAUGACUCAGAACUUGGAGAGGAAAUAAUUAAAUGGAAUCGGAAGUUCCACAGUGUCAUUGAUGAGUGCCUAGUUCAAUUGUCGUACAAGGUUGGAGAUGCUGGACCUAUCCUAGAUGUAAUGGCUGUGAUGUUGGAGACAAUUUCAAAUAUAACGGUCAUGGCUAGAAAUACUAUUGCAGCUGUCUAUCGUGCGGCACAUAUUGUUGCAUUCUUGCCGAAUCUGUUGUACCAAAACAAGGCUUUCCCUGAAGCAUUAUUCCAUCAAAUACUUCUGGCCAUGGUCACUCCAGAUCACGAAACAAGGCUUGGAGCCCAUCGCAUAUUUUCCGUUGUACUUGUUCCUUCGUCUGUUUGCCCCUAUACGGCCUCCUCCUGUCAAAACCAUGCUGAUUUACAGAGGACGCUUUCUAGAUCGGCUUCCGUAUUUUCUUCCUCAGCUGCGCUAUUCGACAAAUUAAGAAAGGAACAUUUUUCACCGCGAAAAGUUGCAGAUCAAGCUGAUGAAGUCAAAAGGGACCAAGACCAAUCCUUGCUGACACGGCUAGCAUCCAGCUAUAGUCGAAAGGUUACCUUCCAACGGCAUUCCCUUCCUCCAACGUUGUGUAACGUGGAGACUGAAUUGAAGGGAAUAUCGCUUAAAUUGAAAACCCGGCAAAUUAGUCUCUUGCUUUCUUCAAUCUGGGUGCAGGCCAUCUCUAAUUUGAACUCUCCUGCAAACUAUGAAGCAAUUGCGAAUACUUACAGUUUAGUGGUGUUAUUUUCACGAAACAAGAAAUCUAGUAAUGAUAUUCUCAUUCGAAGUUUUCAGCUUGCAUUUUCCUUAAGGAGCAUCUCUCUCAGAGGAGGCCCACUUCAACCAUCUCGUCGAAGGUCUCUUUUCACAUUGGCUACAUCUAUGAUCCUUUUCUUAUCAACAGCAUACGACUUUCUUCCACUCGUUGCCUCUGCCAAGGCAGCCCUAAGGGAUGAAAUAGUAGAUCUUCAACAGGUCGAUCCUUUUCUCCGCUUGGUAGAUGAUUCCAAGCUACAGGCAGUUGAUCAUAAAGCAAGCCUAGACAAAAGGCUCAAAGUCUAUGGAUCAAAAGAAGAUGACGAAGAUGCAUUGAAGACAUUAUCCGCAAUAAAUAUCUCCGAGGAGCAAUCCACAGAAUCUUUUGUUUCCAUGGUUUUGAAGAAUUUGGGGAAACUAUCUGAUGCUGAGGCAUCAAAUAUUAAGAACGAGUUACUCAAAGACUUCCUUCCUGAUGAUGUAUGCCCACUUGGAGCUCAGCUAGUCAUGGAAACUCCUCAAAUUUACCAGUUUGGUUCAAAGGAACUUUCUGAGAGUGAGCAUUCGAUAUUUUCAACAAGUGAUGAUUGCCCAACCAAUUCAUUUAUAAGUCAAACAGAUUCUUGCUCCCAGUUGACUCUGGACAGUCCCAGUCUACUGAGUGUCGAUCAAUUUAUGGAUAUGGUAACAGAGACAACAAAAGAGGUUGCGCAAAAGUCAUCCUUAACCCCUUCGGAUAUGCCAUUCAAGGAUAUGGCGAGUCAAUGUGAGGCUCUUCAGAUAGGAAAACAGCAAGUGAUGUCCAAUUUCAUGUCUGCAUCCUUGAUUCAAAACAGCCCAGUUAGCUACUCGGGUCAAGAUAACAUCAUCCAGCCACAAGAAGUUUUUCAGAAAGGAUAUCUUACAUCACCUGGUGUGCCAACGGGGUGUGCAGCUGAAUUUCAGUAUCAUGCUGACUUUUUCCGCUUGCCGGCCUCAAGUCCUUAUGAUAACUUCCUGAAAGCUGCUGGGGGCUAAAAUUUCUAUACAAGUUCAGUUAUAGAAUCAAAAAACUUGGAGAAUUAUAUUUAGUUAUAUUUAUACAGGCUCAAAAGGUUGCUGGAAAAUUCCAGCUGGUUUGGUCCUUUGUGUGCAUUUUUUUCUUUCUUUUUUCUUCUCUUUUUGGAGGCUUUUUGGUUUUUCUUUUUCAAGUUGAUGAGCUCGUACAUAUAACUUACAUGCAACCUUUUCUAUUGGUUCUGUGUGAUAGCUUUGUAAAUUACAUGGGCUCGAGAUCCACAUACAAUGAUACAGGAGGCCGAAAAACUCGAUAAUUUAUGUAAAUCAGAAAGCAAAACAACUAUAUUAUAUAAGUGGAGUUUAAAAUUGUAUGUGAAUAUAGGACUCAGAUACAGUGUCAAUGUUGCUUUCUUUAGUGUUGGAUGUGAUACAAACAUGUAGUCCAAUUGGUUAAAACAUAGUAUCAUUAAAAGUUUUUUUGUAAUUAGAGCCUUAUUUAAGAGAUUAACAUCGUGAAAGCCCAACCCUCUAUUGUCUUUCGGCAGAGACGGGAGAUUCU
Messenger RNA from Striga asiatica, 4072 nucleotides. The record is from the annotation of a GenBank genome assembly. Lineage: Eukaryota; Viridiplantae; Streptophyta; Magnoliopsida; Lamiales; Orobanchaceae.